AAAGAAAGUGCUAAAUUUGGUAUGAAGCUAAAUGUAAAGAAAACUAAAGUAAUGUCAACUAAAGAGUUAAAAGAUUUCAUUGUGGAUGGUGAAAGAAUUGAAGUGGUAGAAAGUUACAUACUUUUGGGCUCAAAGAUAGAAAGGAAUGGAAGUUGUGAAGGAGAAAUCAGGAGGAGAAUUAACCUUGGCAGAACAGCCAUGGCAAAUCUCACCAAGAUAAUGAAAGAUAAAGACAUUUCCAUUCAUACUAAGAAAAGAAUUGUAGAAGCAAUGGUUUUCCCUGUAACAUUAUAUGGCUGUGAAAGCUGGACUCUAAGGAAAAAGGAAAGAAAAAUGAUAGAUGCAUUCGAAUUAUGGGUAUGGAGAAGAUUACUUAGAGUUCCAUGGACAGAAAAGAAAACAAAUAUCUCAAUUUUAGAAAAAAUUAAGCCAAGCUUCUCCUUAGAGUCAAGAAUCUUAAAACAAAAAUUGACCUACUUUGGACAUGUGAUGCGUAAAGAAGUUUCCCUAGAGAAGACUAUUAUGCUGGGAAAAGUGGAAGGUAGAAGGAAGAGGGGAAGGCAACGGAUAAGAUGGAUAGAAGAAAUAGAAAAAGUCACAGAAAUGAAGCUGGAUGAGCUACGAGAGACAACAAGGGAAAGAUCAAGAUGGAGAAGACUUGUCCAUGAAGUCACCAGGAGUCGACGACGACUCGAUGGAACUUAACAACAAAAACAUGCCAACUUCGAUACAUAAGAUAUUGAUUCAUGGCGCAGAUGUGAUAAAUUCAUCGGUAUUACUGCUAGGGCAGAUGUUUGAAGACACUCUAGAGAGUACUAAUAAAUACAUUAAAAAGUUUCAAGAUUUUGCAAGAAAAUUUUCCCGAGCCAAAACAAUGGAAGACAUUAUUUUACGCUUAUUAUUAAUAUCCAAUCAGUUUAUUUAGAGUUUGCAUGAAUUACCUCGAAAAAAACUCAAAG
Messenger RNA from Centruroides sculpturatus (bark scorpion), 959 nucleotides. RefSeq lists its product as uncharacterized. The transcript has a single exon. Lineage: Eukaryota; Metazoa; Arthropoda; Arachnida; Scorpiones; Buthidae. The record is from RefSeq and is a predicted model, not a curated record. The annotation marks the transcript as partial.